AUGUCUACAUCACUAGUGAAUCGUUCAUUGAAAAAUAUAAGAAAUGAACUAGAGUUUUUAAGGGAAUCGAACGUCAUAUCAGGUGACACCUUCGAUUUAAUAAACAGCAAGUUGCCUGAAAAAUGGGAUGGGAAUCUAGGAUCACCCAGCAAUGCGAAUACGGAGGAGUACGUUGAAGCUUUAUAUGACUUUGAAGCGCAACAAGAUGGAGAUCUGUCAUUAAAAACAGGUGAUAAAAUACAAGUUUUAGAGAAAAUUUCUCCAGAUUGGUAUAGAGGCAAGGCAAAUAAUAAGGUCGGAAUAUUCCCUGCGAACUACGUAAAACCUGCUUUUACGAGAUCAGCCUCACUCAAAUCUGGGGAAGCUGCUUUGAGCUCUACAGUUUCUCGUCCCACUGUUCCUCCUCCAUCGUACGAACCUGCCCCCUCUCAGUAUCCUUCACAGCAGGUUUCAGCACCUUAUGCUCCUCCAGCAGGUUACAUGCAAGCUCCGCCUCCACAGCAACAGCAAGCUCCUUUACCAUUUCCUCCACCUUUCACUAACUACUAUCAACAACCACAGCAACAGUACGCUCCACCUUCACAGCAGGUACCGGUGGAAGCACAACCACAACAUAGUAGUGGAGCUAGUAGUGCAUUCAAGAGUUUUGGUAGCAAAUUGGGAAAUGCGGCUAUAUUUGGUGCUGGUUCUGCUAUUGGUAGUGAUAUCGUCAAUAGCAUCUUUUAG
Molecule: messenger RNA, 726 nt
Organism: Saccharomyces paradoxus
Lineage: Eukaryota; Fungi; Ascomycota; Saccharomycetes; Saccharomycetales; Saccharomycetaceae
Gene: LSB1
Product: Lsb1p
Exons: 1
Coding region: 1-726 (241 amino acids)
Biological process (GO): protein transport to vacuole involved in ubiquitin-dependent protein catabolic process via the multivesicular body sorting pathway
Cellular component (GO): ESCRT-0 complex
Molecular function (GO): protein binding
Source: RefSeq, a predicted model, not a curated record